AUGCUCCGAACGGCGGCGAAGCGUCUUCUCGGCGGUGGUUUUACGACGACCCGCCUCCUCCGAUUACCCAAGCUCAGGUCCACCAUCAUCCCUUCCUCUUACACUUCCGGUCUCUGCACUUCGUCGAUGGGUAACACCGAAUCGCCGAUUGGUCAUCAGUCAUUAAAUUUUCAUCAAUCGGAUCCCACGGCGUCUUCUUCUUCCUCUUCCUCUUCGUCUUCCACGGCGACAGGGGAAGGACCUCGUCGACACGAUAGCAGGAAACCGAGAGCCGAGUUUCAGGAGGAGCAGGCUCGUGUUCUCGCUGCGUCUCUCCGUCACGUGCCGAGAUUAGGUUGGACGGAAGAAGCAAUGAUGGCUGGUUCGAGAGAUGUUGGUGUAUCUCCUUCCAUUGUUGGGUCCUUCUCCAGGAAAGAAGCUGCUCUUGUUGAGUACUUCAUGGAUGAAUGCCUACAAUUGCUUAUUGACAGAGUAGACUCUGGAUUGGAUUUGCAAAACCUGAUCCCGAGUGAGCGCAUCUCCAAGCUCAUCAGGAUUCGGUUAGAAAUGCAAAUACCUUACAUGUCAAAAUGGCCUCAAGCACUCAGCAUCCAAGCGCAUCCAGUGAACGUCCCAACGAGUUUUAAGCAACGGGCAAUGUUAGUCGACGAGAUAUGGCAUGCUGUUGGAGAUGGAGCCUCGGAUUUGGAUUGGUAUGUCAAGCGCACUGUUCUUGGAGGCGUUUACUCAACCACCGAAAUUUACAUGCUCACCGAUGACUCACCAGAGUAUCGCGAUACAUGGGCGUUCUUGGGUGACAGAGUCAAAGAUGCUUUUGAUCUGAAGAAGAGCAUACAAGAGGCCAAGUAUUUUGCGGAAGACAUAGGAGCUGGAGUUGGGAAAUCGGUUCAAGGAUUGAUGAAUGGAGUUAUUCAGACGAUGUCCAGAAGGAGUGGUAGCUCUGCGUUUUGA
Molecule: messenger RNA, 951 nt
Organism: Microthlaspi erraticum
Lineage: Eukaryota; Viridiplantae; Streptophyta; Magnoliopsida; Brassicales; Brassicaceae
Source: the annotation of a GenBank genome assembly